GGUAUACGGAGAGAACAGGACGUUGAAGAUGUCGAAGCGAGCAGUAAUUACUCUGAUUUUAAUGUGUAUUUUGGUUUCCAACUUUUGGUAAGUCGAGGCGUUCUGAACGCGUGCUUUUUGUCUCAUACCUAUUUUCUUUAUUUCAUAUUUAUUUAUUUUUUUCAAGGAUCGACGCGAAACACGCUCCCAAACACGCCAAGAACAAGGUUCACAGUUUCGUGAAGGCCAAAAAGGAAUCCCAUACUUCUCCAGACGCUGCUAAACGGCAAAGCGGAUCAACUGGUAAGUAAGUGAUAAACGAUAGGACUAAAAUGGCACUGGAAAAACCGAUCUAAUACUUCGGCAAUGAAGCCCUCUGUUUCGUUUCGUUUCGUUUUGUUUCAACUUCUCUGCAUGGAGCGAAUUAGCUACAUGGUGUCUAAAAAAGUAACCCUUUAAAAAGAGUUAAAAAUUACCUUUUAGUUUUGUUGUGAACACCCAAUCUUCAUUUAUUUACCUCUAAAAGUUUAGCCGGAAUGCAUUGUAUCGUACGAGCAUGCACGUUGAACCUGCAAAAAUUGUACAUGGAAAUUCUAAUUGAAAGCCGUUAAAACAACUUAGAAAUUAGUCCCGUCUGUUGACUUAGUAGUCUCAGUUCGAUUAAAAAUGGUUCAAAUGACUUCAGAGCAAAGAACUUUUGCUGGUUUUUUGACGCGCUGCGUUAAAUUAAUCAACUAUACCAAAAACUUUUACUAAUAGUUUUUAAAUAAAAUUCGAUUCAAUUGGAGUUGCGUACCCAUGGGUUGAGUAUAUAGGACUCAGGCAUUCAAAUGUAACAACAAGGUGAAUAUAAAUUUCCAAAGGAACACUUCAGACAACACUAAAACGAAAAUUUGCAAUUUUCAGUCAUUCUAGAUUACAAAUCGGAAAUUGACAGCCUCGAAGGGUUUGGGGCUAUCAAUUUCCCGUUUUUAAAUUAAUCUAAAAUGAUGACUGAAAAUUGCAAAUUUCGCAAGGCUAUAUUUUCCGCAUUUUACAACAUUUUGCAACGAAACUUUGGAAUAUUACUAAUUUUGCGAUGCUCCUUCAAGCUGUGAUGAAAUUUUUGUCUAGACUUGUUUAGUUCAAAAUUUAGUCUAUUACGCAAAUGGUCAAUUGCGCGGUCUUGAAAUCUAGUCACUGGUCACCGAGGCGAAGCCUCGGACUUGAGCAAAUUGCGCGUGCGUGUCCACAAUUUCUUAUGGUCCACCGUCUCCAUCAGGUAUUUUAUACGGCAUUCUAAACUUACAAGCUGAAAUGUAAAAAUAUUGUUUCCUGUCAUAAUGUCAUUAUACUUUUUGUUUUAUUCCUAUCUGUUUUCGAUGUAAACAAACUGUCUUAGGGAGGGUCUGAUGGCGUUUCAAAACGGCUAUCUUUAAAACAAGGAACGGGGAAUCGGGGAAUGGGAACGGGGAAUAGGAACAGGGAAUGGGAACGGGGAAUGGGAAUGGGAAUGGGAAUGGGAACGGGGAAUGGGAACGGAAGUGGGAACGGAAGUGGGAACGGAAGUGGGAACGCGAACGGCAAUCAUAUAAAAAUCAUCAUUUAAAAAACGAAUAAGUUCUUUGUAUGUUUGCAUGGUGAAAAAAAUAUAAUUUAUACUCUGUCGCCCUCACGGAUCGAAAGCUUUGUGUAUCUACAAAGUACAAAUUGAAAAAAAAAAACGAAAAAGAAGCCGAGCUGAGAAUGUCCAUUUUAUACAUUCAACAAAUUUAUAUCGUGCACACAUUCUGCUAUGUUUAAUUUAUUAUGAUCUAUGAUAAUUCAUAGCUAUUUUCGUAAAUAGAAUAAAGUUGAAUUGCAAGCACUGUUUAUCGUUAGCCGCGAAUGACUCCCAUCUUAUAUUCGGCUUUGUUUCAGCGGUAUAUCCCACAGAAACGGUCUUUUAUUGCUAAAAUAAUCAUACAUGCAAAGUGCCAUCUAAUAUAUAGUAGAAUCUCGCUAUCUCGAAUGGGAGGCGAAGAUUGUUCAAGUUAGCACAUGUUCGGUUAACAGGGAUUUGUGUUGGAUUUCGUUCCACAAAAUUUAAGCCAUUGCGGUGCAUUUUAAUGGAUAGCUCUUCGAGUUAGCAAAAUUCUACUGUAUCACGUUCUCAAAACAUCUACUGUUCUAGGUGAUGCGCAUGCACAAAGCUAUCACGUGCACACAGUGUUUUUAUAAUUUAUUUACUGAAUGAGUUUCACCCUGCAGAACAAUUUUCAGACGAUAUGAUUCUAAAAAAUGCUGUUUUUGAGCUGGACCAAUGUUAUAAUUAAAUAUAUCAAAACGAAGAUCGCUGUUGACGAAAAGCAGUGGGGUUCUCUAAGCCAAGAAGAAAGAAAGUCCAGACUUGAGAAGUACGUAAACAGUGGCAUGGAUUGCAAGAAAGAUCUCUCAAAGUGUAAACGCAACGACCGUGAUGAUUCGUCUACCCCGUCGACACCGGUAAUCUCAAUGACUGCCUCUCGGACAAAAAAUGUCCAUCUUCACCUCAGAAUAGCAUGCAUAAGAGCACGGUAUCCGGAAUUUCCAGCUAGUGCCCUUGUUGUUCCUCUCAAUUUUUCGCCAACAUUUUCUACAGGAACACCGUUGUGAGAUUGAACGCGGAGUUUGGAUUGACAGUUGAUAAGUGGAAGGCGGAUAAGUUUACUUUUCAUGGUAUUCAACCUCUUCAUUAUCAGGCUCGGCAUUCAACACUGGUAUUUCCGCAGUAUUAACUAUUAACAAUAAUCUGACAGCAGGAAUGAGACCUGAUUAACAUAGUUUAGUUCUUAUAACUUUUCACGAGUUUUCGGUUGUAGCACUAAUUUUGAUAUAUUUCAUUAUAACAUUGGUCCAGGUCAAAAACAGCAUUUUUUAGAAUCAUAUCGUCUGAAAAUGGUUCUGCAGGGUGAAACUCAUUCAGUAUAUAAAAACAAGUGUGCACGUGAUAGCUUUGUGCAUGCGCAUCACCUAGAACAGUAGAUGUUUUGAGAACGUGAUACAGUAGAAUUUUGCUAACUCGAAGAGCUAUUCCAUUAAAAUACACCGCAAUGGCUUAAAUUUUGUGAAACGAAAUCCAACACAAAUCCCUGUUAACCGAACAUGUGCUAACUUGAACAAUCUUCGCCUCCCAUUUGAGAUAGCGAGAUUCUACUGUAUAUUAGAUGGCACUUUGCAUGUAUGAUUAUUUUAGCAAUAAAAGACCGUUUCUGUGGGAUAUACCGCUGAAACAAAGCCGAAUAUAAGAUUGAAGUCAUUCGCGGCUAACGAUAAGCAGUGCUUGCAAUUCAACUUUAUUCUAUUUACGAAAACUAGCUAUGAAUUAUCAUAGAUCAUAAUAAAUUAAAAAUAGCAGAAUAUGUGCACGAUAUAAAUUUGUUGAAUGUAUAAAAUGGAUUUUCUCAGCUCGGCUGCUUUUUCGUUUUUUUGCAAUUUGUACUUUGUAGAUUCACAAAGCUUUCGAUCCGUGAGGGCGACAGAGUAUAAAUUAUAUUUUUUUCACCAUGCAAACAUACAAAGAACUUAUUCGUUUUUUAAAUGAUGAUUUUUAUAUGAUUGCCGUUCGCGUUUCCACUUCCGUUCCCAUUCCCCAUUCCCCGUUCCCAUUCCCCGUUCCCAUUCCCCGUUCCCAUUCCCCGUUCCCAUUCCCCGUUCCCAUUCCCCGUUCCCAUUCCCCGUUCCCAUUCCCCGUUCCCAUUCCCCGUUCCUUGUUUUAAAGAUAGCCGUUUCAAAACUAAUAGUUUUUUAUCAUAAUGCCUUCAAGCUUGUUACAAGUUGUUAACACCUUCCUCCAAUUAACUUGAUGCAACAACUGGGAACAAGCAGUGCGAACACAUCUUGUCGACAGCUUGUGUACAGAUUUGUAACAAUUGGUUUGCAGUCUAUAAUUGUAACAACUUGUGCGUUUUCGCGUGUUCACUCGCGUAACAAUGUACAGACAAGUAUGUCAUGGUAAAACUGUGUCCUGUUUUACUUAGAUUACUUCAACGUAAACGAUCCUGCCAGUGCUAGGGGCGACAUCGACGUGACAAAUCCGGACCCUGCUAACAGUAACAGCUUAAAUGCAGCUGACAAAACUGGACAGAAUGACAACACCGCAGCCCUACAAGCCAUCUUCGAUCAUGCUUCCCAAACAUCCGGAACGACUGUAAUUUACUUCCCCGCCGGAAAAUAUCUAAUCACUUCGGACCUUAUCAUCAAAGGUAGAGUCACCUUGAUGGGAUCUGUUGACGGUAUCAGUUUGUUUUGCACCGAAAGUACAAGUGCUUUAUUGACCACCAUAAACUAUGAAGGAAUAGCAGCCCAUGAUUACGUUGAUAUUGAUCGUUUGUUCUUUGAUGGUGUCCAACUGGAAUUUGAGCAAGACAGAGUCACGAUUUCUCAUUGUGUUUUCUUUUCAAACGAGAACCCCUCCCCCCACGCUAGGCUUCACAAGGGUCAGGUCCGCAUUCUUGACAUCGAUAACAGUGGCGUACACCGUCCCGCUUUGAGUCAUUCGGUUUUUUUGCGAGAUGAACGCGGAUUUGGCGUCGCCGUUGACGUGCAGAGAUCGGUAGCUAUUGAGAUAGAAAACAACAUCUUCGGGUUAGAUCUGGGAAGAAUUGACUGGAUGGAUAACGAGCUGGGCACGACGUACUGGCCAACACUAAAACUGAAGCUUGAGUUUCUCAAGAAUGAGUUGAAUCUCCGUGACGAUCAGGGCUUCUGGAAAUCUUCAAUCUACCAUGGCUUUAACAAUGACUGUGCAAUUGACAAGAACAUUUUCAACGGCAGCCCCAAUUUUGUUCGCAAUGGACCCACACACAAAGAUCACGCUGUCUACUUGAAGGCUUUUCACAAUUUGAACUUCACGGAAAAUUACGUGCGGGGUUGGGAUCCCGACUCGUCCGGCGGGAUAAAGGCACGAAACGGAGAAGGUCUUGUUAUUGCGCGCAAUUACGUAGACGAUACAGGAAUCUUGUUGUACAUCCACGAGCGGGCCGGCCGACCGCUUCCGUUGUUUUUGAAGAAUGUCCUGGUCUAUGGCAACCACAUUGUGGAACGUACGGACCCCGGCGGCCGAAAAAGCGGUAUCUAUUACCUUGAACCCCACCAGGAUUUCACGGACGAGAAUCUAGUCUACGCUGGAAAUGUUUUCGAGAUCGAAGGAGCUAAUCCAACUUCAAAAGAUUGUAUAUUCAUUGGUAAACACGCUAACCUGAAUCAACACCACGUGUAUGAGGACAAUAUCUACGAAGGCACCACUCCUCCAGAACAUGUGAACAUUAAGGCCGCCCAAGGAACACUGCAUCUUGAAUCAGGGUCUGCUUCUGUGCCAAGCGCCUACGUUGCCAUGACUGUACCCCGGUACAAUAUCGCGCAGUAUGCUCCCAAGUCUUCAAGUGGCUAA
This is a messenger RNA of Paramuricea clavata, 5368 nucleotides long. Lineage: Eukaryota; Metazoa; Cnidaria; Anthozoa; Malacalcyonacea; Plexauridae. The record is from the annotation of a GenBank genome assembly.